Pseudoliparis swirei is the source of this 2538-nucleotide messenger RNA. It is a transcript of the gene smtnl2, whose product is annotated as smoothelin, like. The record is from RefSeq and is a predicted model, not a curated record. Gene Ontology annotation, biological process: actin cytoskeleton organization. Bases 403 to 2049 code for a protein of 548 amino acids. The transcript has 10 exons. Gene Ontology annotation, molecular function: protein binding. Gene Ontology annotation, cellular component: microtubule organizing center; filamentous actin. NCBI's taxonomy places the organism in Eukaryota, Metazoa, Chordata, Actinopteri, Perciformes, Liparidae.
AGAGAUCGACCUGAGAGUUUAAACAAACCAGAGGGCGCCGGCAGCGCAGAGCUCACACACACUCUGCUCACACACACUCUGCUCACACACACUCAGCUCACACACACUCUGCUCACACACACUCUGCUCACACACACACUCAUACAGCUGUUGGUGCAGCCGGAGGGCGGCGGCGAGGUUUGAGGGUCACGCCGUGUCUUUAACGUCGCUCUGAUGCUCGAGCCGGGAUUUCACUGCAGACAGAGUGAGACAUCUGUACCCUGAAGAUCUAACUGACAGCUGGAGCUGUAGGGGUAAAACAGACCCCGACCUUUGACCUCCCGGCCCCCUUUCGGUGGACGUCUGGCCCGUGUGUUCUGCAGAAGGCCACCGGUGGCUGAACUUGCCCCCCCCCCCCCCCCGAUGGAAGCCCCGCCCCUGGCUGAGAUGGGAGACCCGUGUCCCCCGCGCUCUUGCUCCCCGCCGGGCGAGACGGUGUGCGCGGCGUUGGCCCGCUACGAGAACACCUUCCGGGACGCCAUCAGGGAGAUCCGCGUGGACGUCGGCGCCUUCAAGCUGGGCGUGGAGCGCCGGCUGGAGGAGACGGCGGCGGGCCUGAGCGGGCCCCUCGGUCGGGCCGUGGCUCAGCUGCAGCAGGAGAACCGGCAGCUCCGGGGUCAGCUGGAGGCUCUCGCCCUGCAGGUGGAGCUCCUGAGUGGGCUGGCGUGUGACAGGAGUGCCUUGCUCAUUAACAACAACAACAACAACAACAGCAGCCACCACGUCGGUCAGAACCACAAGAACCACCUCAGUGACAUCCAGGAGAUACGAGAGGUGAUCUACGGUAAAGGUGAGGCUCACGCCCGCAGCCUGGGGGCCCAGACCUGCAGCGGCCUCGGGGGCCAGUCCGGCCCCGCGCCCUCCUCGUCCUGCGGCAGUCCGCCCGCGGGCUCCAGGGUCUCCUCCGUGGCGACGGGCCCGGUGUCGAGCGGCAGCCCCUCCGCCGCUCGCUUCUCCAGCCGAGCCACGUUCGCCGUGUCCAGCAAGACUAACAGUAUUGAGCGGGAGGAGCCAAUCGAGGUGGACCCCGCCCCCCCGCACGCCGGCCUGGAGAACGGACACGCCGCCGCUACAGCAGAACAUUCGGAGUCGGUCCAGGGGAAGACGUCUCCGCCGCCCAACGACUUCCCCCACGAGCACACGGCCCCCGUCGCCAUGAGGAUGCCCCACCUCCCCAUCACCGCGACGACCAAGACGGCGGAAGUGAAGGGCCCCGACUCUCCUGGCAGCCCCGCCGGCUCUCGUUCCUCGCCGGUCUCAGAGGCCUCGGCUGCCGGCCAAUCGGCUGCCAGCACCAACCAGACCCAACCGAUAGAGGAGUGUCCAGUCCAACCGGGUGAUGCAAUAAUCUCUUCCACGUGGGCUGCGACGCCCAUCCGAGCUCUGGGAUCCCCUCGGCCUCAAGAGAAAGCCGCGGCGGCCAGGUCCGUGACGUACUCGGGGCUUUCGCCGCACGACAGAGACGGUGAGGUGGGCGGCGACCAAUCCUUCGGGCGGGUCGUGGAGAGGAGGCGGGAGCUGGUGAGGUCUCAGACUCUGCCGAGGAACAUCGGCGCUCAGGCUCGCCGAUCCAUCUUCGAGAGGCUGGACCCCGAAGCUGGCAACAGUCGACCCAAGCCGGUGGAGUCCAAACCCACGCUGAAGCGCUCCCAGAGCUUCGGGGUGUCCAGCGCCAGCAGCAUCAAACAGAUCCUUCUGGAGUGGUGCCGCUCCAAGACCGUCGGCUACCAGAACACGGCGCUGCAGAACUUCUCGUCCAGCUGGAGCGACGGGCUGGCGUUCUGCGCCCUGGUGCACUCCUUCUUCCCCACGGCGUUCGACUACAGCUCGCUGUCGCCCGCCGACCGCCAGCACAACUUCGAGCUCGCCUUCGGGACCGCAGAAGCGAAGGCCGGCUGCGACCGGCUCAUCGAGGUGGAGGACAUGAUGGUCAUGGGUCGGAAGCCGGACCCCAUGUGCGUCUUCACCUACGUGCAGUCGCUCUACAACCACCUGCGCAAGUUCGAGUGAAGCCUCUCCGCCUCUCCUCCACUUCCGGUUGAGUCACACUGUGGGCGGAGCUCCGGCAGAAGGCGCUUUGUCACAGACCGGCACCGCCCCCUGGCGGCGGAGCGGUGAACGUGCCGUCCACACGCUGCAGGAGGAGGAGCGCCCGCGAGGCUCAGUGCGCAUGUGCAGACGCACAGGACUUUGACUCGCGGUGUGUCUCCUGAUGCAAUGAAGACACGCGCACACACACACGCGCACACACACACGUCCGGGUCGGUUCUUUGUGUGUAGUUGAGAUAUUAGUCUUUAUUAUCUUUAUAAAAGUGUGUUUUAACUUUUUAAUAUUUGCACCAACAGGAAGUGAAGCGUCGUGUUAGAGAUGAAGCCGAGCACACAGUGAAUAUAAUAACAUGACGUCACGUGUUGUGAUUGAUGCUGUGACCUUUGGGUUUGGAGAUGUUGAGAUAUAUGGAAAAUUAAAUCAAUAAAUUGUACAGUUUGACAUCUAAA